AUGAGAAAAGUUGAAAUAUUAAUUUGCUUACUAGUCAGUGGAGUAGUUUCCUCAAUGGGACACCUUUUGUUCCUAAAGGAAUUUCUGAAAGCAGUGCACAACGAAAAAUCUAUUUCCACUCUGCUUCUGAUGCAAAGGGAAGUUCAUAGGAAGGACAUACUGGAGGAAAUAUAUCCCAUGUCCUGGCCCAUAAUGUGUUUGGAUGAAACUCAAAAAAUUGAGUUGUUUUACCACUUCAAUAAUGAAAUUCUGGCACUCGUCUUAAUGGAUUCUUUGAAGGAUUUAUUGCUACUCUCAGCACUGGCUGCCAACUUCAAUCACAUGAGGGAGGCCAGGAUUGCAAUUUUUAUGCAGUUCAUGCCUUCUCAGAAGUUUCUGGAAGACAUCGCACAUCAGGCAGCUGAGUACAAGUACCUCAAUCUGCUGGUAAUCGAAAAGUCCAACAAAAUCUAUAGAUUGUGCCCAUUUCCCCAGCCAAAGUUCGAAGUGUUCGUCCAACCGCUUGAAGGAAAGGAAAUCUUUCCCGUUUUCUGGAACAACUUUAUGGGAAAGAUCGCUGUAACAAUGCCCGACAUGGUGCCACCUCGAAGUUUUUUCUCGAUAGAUCCUCAAACGGGACGCAGCAGAUCCAGUGGCUACGUUUACCAUUUGUUGAAAGACUUUUCCCGCAGGCGCAAUAUCACGCUGGCAUUGCUAAGGCCCCUAAACGAAAAAAGUUCUCAAGUGGAUCUUAUAGAGAUGACAGUUAGGGGUGAGUUGGAUAUACCAAUGACCGGUCAGUUGCUCAACUUCAGACACCCGAAUGUGAGCAAAGUGGAGUCGUUUCUGGGAAUGACAGCGAUUUCCAUAGCAGUGCCUUGUGGUCGAGAGCUUUCUUUGUUUGACCGGUUUUUUGCCGUCUUUGGCCUUGCAUCACCUAUCUCUUUUUCGGGUCAUACUUUCUUCUUAGUUGCGCAGGAUGUAAUUUUAAGAACAAUAAGUGAUCGAGUCAGACACCAUUGUCGCCGUUUGGAAUUCCUUAGCAUGGUGCUUAACCUGCGAGUGCUAUGUUGCCUUUUAGGCAUGUCGAUUCCGCUUGGGAACAAAGUUCGAUCCAUCAGGGGGCAGUUGACAAUGACAAUGAGUUUUACAGGCCUAAUGUUGGCCUGCAUUGCGGCAGGCCAAACCAGCUACCUGAUUACCAUAAACCCGCAGUACCGGUAUAUAAAGAACUUACAAGAACUGUACGACAGUAACUUAACCGUCGUGUUUAACCGCCAGAGCUACGAGAUGAUCAAGCAAAUGGACCCCGAGAUUCUAUUUCCAUUUUUGUCAAAUUAUUGGAUCACAAGCAGUCGGGAGCAAAUUGAAAUGAUCGUCGCUUUAAAUACUAGCUAUGCCUACCAGACCUUCUCAUACAGAAACGAUCCCUUUUCGGAGCUGCAAAGGCAUUCCACCCGAAAGGCCUUGUGUAGGACCCCGGAACUGGACCUUGUCGGUGGUCUCUCAUACUCCUCCGUUCUGCAACAGAAUUCGAUUUACGCAUUAGCCCUACGCGAUUAUGCCAGUCAAGUCUGGAGUGCAGGACUGCACGAUUACUGGGUAAAAAAAGCCGUUCGGGAUUUGGUGUCCACCGUGAGGAAUGACCGAAUUAUCAGGUUGCCGUUUGUGACCGAAUUUAAGCCCAUUAAUCUUCAGGAUUUUAAAGGCGGUUGGUACAUGCUUGCAGUAGGCUGGACUUUAGCCUUAUGUGUUUUCAUCGCGGAAGUUUUAGUCGGUUGGAGAAGAGGACGAUUGAGGAAUAUUUCAACCUAA
Messenger RNA from Drosophila gunungcola (fruit fly), 1794 nucleotides. RefSeq lists its product as uncharacterized. NCBI's taxonomy places the organism in Eukaryota, Metazoa, Arthropoda, Insecta, Diptera, Drosophilidae. The record is from RefSeq and is a predicted model, not a curated record.